UGAUGUCGGAGUUGCUAUUUGAGUGCUAUGGUGUGCCAAGCAUAUCUUACUGUGUCGAUGGAAUGCUAAGUUACCACAGGAACAACCUAAACAGGCCAGAUGGGUUACUUGUCAACAUUGGCAAUUACACAACACAUGUAACCCCAGUUUUGGAUGGCUUUGCUGAUGCCAUGAACACCAGAAGGAUACGAAUGGGGGGGCUUCACCUCACCAAAUUUCUGUGGCGUUGGCUACAGCUUAGAUUCCCACAACACCUGAAUGCUGUUACUCUCUCCAGGGCUGAGGAGAUUCUUCACACUCACAUGUACAUUGCAGAGGACUACAUGCCUGAAAUUGCAAAUUGGUCUGAUGUCAAUUACUUUGAAAAGUUUGUGAGAAGAAUCCAACUUCCUUACGUAGCAGCACCAAUCAGCACGGUAUCAGUGGAGCAGCAGAGAGAACGACGGAAAGAAGCAGCCAGAAGAUUGGUGGAACUGAAUGCGAAGAAGAGAGAAGAGAAGUUGAUAGAAGAUGAGGCAGAACUUACACGUCUGGUGGAGCUUGAAGAAGCUAUGGAAGAGUUCACACCAGAUGAACCUGAAUACCAGCAUGCACUUGAGGAGGCUGAAGUGUCCUCCCCCGAGGAACUUACUAAGAAGAUCUCAGUCCUACAACAAAAGAUAGAUAAGACCCGUCAGAAAAUGUUGCAGGCUAGUAAUGCUGCUGCCGUUGAAGAGGAGGAGCCAAAACCUAAGAGAGUAUGUGAGGAAAUAAGUCCAAAGAAGAGAGCUGAUUUAGAGCAGUGGGUCGAGGAGGUUAAACAGCAGUGGCGUGAAAUUCAGGCUCGGAGAGCAGCAAGAAGACAUAAAAGGUAUGAGUUGUAG
Messenger RNA from Penaeus monodon (black tiger shrimp), 863 nucleotides. RefSeq names its product actin-related protein 5-like (gene Arp5). Lineage: Eukaryota; Metazoa; Arthropoda; Malacostraca; Decapoda; Penaeidae. Gene Ontology annotation, cellular component: Ino80 complex; cytoplasm. The record is from RefSeq and is a predicted model, not a curated record. Gene Ontology annotation, biological process: regulation of DNA-templated transcription.